UUGUCACAUUAGGAUUUCUAGAAGAUAUUUUAGGAAAAUAGGAUUUUAGAUCUUGUAAAAUACCAAAGUACCCUUAAUUUACCAAUUAUGUUGAAUUUAAAUUAUAAAUUAUAAUAAUUUUCGUAAUAGAUUUUAAUGUUAAAAUUAAAAUCUAUAAAAAUUAAAAAAUAAAAAAAACACUAAAUGGGAAAAAAGGAGACGCGGGAUGCCGCAAACCUAAUUCCCCUUUCUCUUUGUCUUCUCCGUCGUAGACUCGUCGCUCUCCCACGGCGAUUUAGGGUUCAACGGUGAGAAGCUCUGUUCUUCGUCGGUGUUUCAUCAGCCCGUGGUCUCUACUCUCGUCUCCGUCACCAUCCUUUUCGAUCUCACUGAAGACACAACGGCUGCGAAUCGUUCUUCCUCUUCGUCGGGUCAAAUCGAUUUUCGAAGUGUUCUUCCAUCAAUUUCGCCUCUCAAUCUCACAAUUCUUCACAGAAGGUAUUGGAUUUCAUCUAUAGAUUCUCAUAUUAAACGAAAUCGAAGUGUUCUUCCAUUAAAGCUUGAUUUUUUUUUAAAAUGAUUUGCCGUGUUUCUUAAAAUAAUUUUGUUUCACGGAUUGGUUGAUAUUAUUGAAACCUUUACAUGUGUGAUGAUAUUGAAACCUUUACAUGUUGAACUAAUAAUUUUGUCACGGUUUGUAGCUAUGUCUGAGGAGCUACCGAAGAGGCUUUUUAAGGAGGGCGAGGAGCCCCGAGUUACUCAGAUCAACAACAACUGCAGGAUCGACUACAUAAUCCGAAAGUUCCAAGCGUGGCUGCCAAAGGAGUUGGAUGUCGUGAAGAAAGACCCGGUUUUUCAUCAGAUUUUUAAGCUCCAUGAGAAUGGUCUUGGAUACUCUGCGAGGGUGAUACACAGCUUCUUGUGUAGGGAGCUGGUGACUUUCUUACAGCACGAGCUAUGGUUUGUCUUUGCGAGGAGACCGCUUCGAUUCUCAUUGCAAGAGUUCCACGCCGUAACCGGGUUUGAAUGCGAUACUCACAUUUCGAUUGAGGAGUUUGAAGAGUGGAAAUAUGAUGGUGGUUUCUGGAGCAAGGUUUUGAGGAGAAAAGAUGGAACAAUUACACUCUUCAACCUGUGGACUAAGGACAAGGAAGCUGUAAAGAAAUGGAAGAAUGCAGAUCGCAUACGUCUUAUCUACUUGGCGAUCAUUCUUUGUGUGGUAUUGGCGAGAGAUGAGAAGGCUAAUAUCCCCCUGAAGUACAUCGCGGUGGUCAUGGAUCUUGACAGAGUUCGAAGGUAUCCUUGGGGAGUUGCUGCUUAUGACCUUCUCUGCAAAUCCAUAGCCAAAAAUCGUUCCCAACUGAAGGAAAAGACCACUAGCUAUGUCUUGGAUGGCUUCUCAUACGCCUUGCAGAUUUGGGCAAUGGAAGCGGUGCCAAAAAUCGGGAAGCUUUGUGGAAAAAAGCUGGAUAAGGGUUUCAAGGACGGUCCUAGAUGCAUAAACUGGAUGGGAGCUGCGAAGGUGUCAUAUGAGGAGAUCAUUCGCUUGGAGGAGAUUAUUACACCCAAGGAUGACAUCUACCCAUACAUCUCAUGGACAGGAAAUUAUGAUGUUGUCAAAGCUCAGGCGUUUCGCAGAGAUGAUGAUGUGGAGGAUGACAGAAUCAAGGUUCUGAUGGAGAUGAUAAAGAAGGGGCAUGAUUUUAGUGAGCAUGUUUGGGAAACUGAAGAAAAUGAAGUGAUUUCUUUAUCUCUCGAUGACGAAUCAGCUGUGAAUGAUGAAGCAAGCGUGAAUGUUGAAGCAGCCGAGAGUGAUGACGACUUUCAGACUCCGAAAGGAUCAAAAAACGUUGGUUCUAGAUCAAAGAGGGGUAAAAAGAGGCUUCCCGAUCGUGGUAUGGAGAAGAGAAAGCAUAAGGUUCUCGCAAGUGGCGCAAAGCAAGCUCCUUUUAAUGAAGACAUGAAGGCUUUUAUGACACAGUUGUUUGAGCACAACUUCUCUGGAAUGGAACAAAGGAUACAGAAACAGAUGGCCGAGACAUUUGAGCAGAUGCGGACAGAGCUUAAACAAUCACGUAAGGAAGCCAGCGUUGAAGUUGAGCUUGGAGAGCCUUCACCGACAAAGCCAUCGACGAGCCAGGCACCGUUGAGGAGGUCCACACGCGGGGUAAACAAACACUAGUCUUCACCAUCCUCUUCAAUGUUAUUUUGUCUUGUUUAAGUUCGUGGUUUGCGUGUCUGUUUGUUUUAUUGGCAUCUAAGUUAUCGGCCUGAAUUUUGUUGUACUUUAUAAGGUCUCGGUUUGUAUGUGUGCUUGGUGUGUAAGUGUUCUUGGUUUGUAAGUGUCUUGUUUGAACUUAUGUAAUGGUCUGGAACUUUUAUGUAAAAUAAUUAUUAAUGAUAAUGUAUUUUGGUAUCUCAA
Messenger RNA from Brassica napus (rape), 2401 nucleotides. RefSeq lists its product as uncharacterized. The record is from RefSeq and is a predicted model, not a curated record. The transcript has 2 exons. Lineage: Eukaryota; Viridiplantae; Streptophyta; Magnoliopsida; Brassicales; Brassicaceae. Bases 629 to 2161 code for a protein of 510 amino acids.